This is a messenger RNA of Solanum pennellii, 1278 nucleotides long. RefSeq lists its product as uncharacterized. The transcript has 5 exons. Bases 1 to 1278 code for a protein of 425 amino acids. The record is from RefSeq and is a predicted model, not a curated record. NCBI's taxonomy places the organism in Eukaryota, Viridiplantae, Streptophyta, Magnoliopsida, Solanales, Solanaceae.
AUGAACACAAGGAGAAAUUUCGCGAGAAGAGUUCAAGAAGCAGCUGCGGAAGAGAAUCAAGCUCCUCCUCAAGCCCUAGUUGCUGUUGAACAUGUGCCUGGCAACCCAGAUGGGUUGAAUGAUGGUGAAGUUAGGAAUGCUUUUCUGCAGAUGGAACAGGACAUCACGACUCGUGCUCAAGCCAUCACUGCUCAAUCCGCGAGAGAGGGUGCUCCCAGAGAGAACCCGCAUGCUAGUACCAAGGCUAUCAGGCUGAGGGACUUCACCGGGAUGAAUCCCCCAUUGUACUACGGGUCCAAGGCUAGAGAGGAUCCUCUAGAGUUUUUAGAUGAGAUUUGGUACCGAAAGUGGGCUGAUGGACGAGCUAGAGGAGAUGUUGCCAUCACUUGGGAUGUUCUCAAGACUGCCUUUCUAGAGAGGUUCUUCCCAAGGGAGCAGAGAGAAGCCAAGGUUGAAGAGUUUAUCAACCUAAGACAAGGAGGUAUGUCUCUCAAGGAGUAUACCUUGAAAUUUGUGAAAUUGAAAAUGAAUGUUUCUUCUCUUGUGGAAAAUAGCAGGGAUGAGAUGAGCAGAUUCAAUAUUGGCAUAUCUGAGGAUCUGGUUUAUGGAACGGUUUUCCACUAUUUUUGCACCAUUGACCGCAUUGACAAAGAGAAGGAAAAGUUUGAGUUGUCCGGGAAAUGUGAAAAGUGUUUUCAAGAUCUCAAGGACCGACUCACUUCGGCCCCAGUAUUGACGUUGCCGAGAAGUGGUGAAGGAUGUAGAUCUCCAAUUGGCUUGUUCAAAGUAGGAGAAUCGGCCAUCAAUUAUCCUAAGAUAGUGCAUGAGGUUGUGGAGAACGUGAAGAUGAUUACGGAUAGAUUGGCUACUGCUUAUAGUCGUCAGAAAUCCUAUGAAGAUAAAGGAAAGAGAGCUCUUGAGUUUGAGCGAGUGGGAAACGUUACAUACGAGCUGAAACUACCUCAAGGCUUGGCUUCUGUUCAUCCAGUGUUUCACGUUUCUAUGCUUAAGAAAUUUCUAAGCGAUCCAGCAUCCAUCCUACCUGUUGAGGGGUUAGAAUUUCAUGAGAACCUUUCUAAUGAAGAGGUUCUAAUCGAAAUUUUAGAUCGCCAAGUGAAGCGGCUUAGGAACAAGGAGAUUUCCAUUGUGAAGGUCCUAUGGCAGAACCAUCUUUUUGAGGGAGAAACCUGGGAGGCCGAGGCCGAUAUGAGAUCGUGCUACCCUCAUUUGUUCAGUUCUGAAGGUCCUAAGUCUGGUUUAUGUUUUAGAAAACUCUAA